UUUACAUGUGAGUGCAUCUCGAGGAAUCGCCCAUGAUCUAUGACAAAAUCGUAUACAGUCCUUUCGGAAACUCAAACACAUGAUACCUUAAGUGGAAGAUCCCCACCUACCCUGGAUCUUUUUAGCUUCUCUAUAUAACUCCUUCCCAUCUAUUCUGCUCCCUCGCUCUCGUCUUUCUCUCUCAUUCGGUAAAUUCAGUUUCAAAGCUUCCCUGCUGCUUCUAAGGAUUUGGGAUCAUCUUCAAGAUCACACAUUCUCAGAAGCUUAGUGGUGGAGUGCCUGUGAGCAAGACAGAAGAACAAAAAUGGAAAAGGCUCUAUUAGAUAAGAACAUAGAGGUGGCAAACGAAGAGGAUUUACACAUAACAUGGCGUGUGUUUGCUAAAGAAGUCAAAGAGGUUUGUUGUGUUGCAGGGCCUAUGGUGACUGUGAAUGCUUCGACCUUCUUUCUGCAAACCAUCACUCUGAUGAUGGUGGGUCACUUGGGUAAACUUGCUCAAUCCAGCACUGGGAUUGCCAUCUCUCUCUGUGCAGUCACUGGCUUCAGCGUCAUUUUCGGAAUGGCUACUGCACUUGAAACUUUAUGCGGGCAAGCCUAUGGGGCCAAGCAAUAUAAGAAGUUUGGUGUUCAAAUAUACACCGGCAUCUUCUGUCUUCUUUUAUGUUGUCUUCCUCUCUGCGUGUUGUGGCUUAACUUGGGUAAGCUAUUGGUUUUGCUUGGUCAAGACCCUAUAAUUGCACAUGAAGCUGGCAAAUUUGCAGUUUGCUUGAUUCCUUCUCUCUUUGGUUACGCAAUACUUCAAGCUCUGGUUCGAUACUAUCUUAUGCAGAGUUUGAUCAUUCCUCUUCUACUCUCUUCUUCAUUUACUAUCUGCUUCCACAUAGCUUUCUGUUGGACAAUGGUUUUUAAAUCUGGUAUGGGUCGCUUUGGAGGAGCCUUUGCUAUUGGUGCUUCAUAUUGGUUGAAUGUGAUCUUACUUGCGUUAUAUAUGAAAUUCUCCGGUUCAUGUGCAAAGACUCGGGUUCCAAUUUCCAUGGAACUUUUCCAAGGCACUGGAGAGUUCUUUCGCUUUGCUAUUCCCUCUGCUAUAAUGGCAUGCCUCCAAUGGUGGUCAUACGAGUUAACUACUUUGCUUGCUGGUCUUCUACCAAACCCACAGCUUGAAACUUCAAUCUUAGCCGUAUGUGUAUCAAUGAACAUUACAAUCUAUUCGAUACCAGAAUCAAUUGGCUCCGCAGCAAGUGCACGAGUUUCAAAUGCAUUAGGAGCCGGGUGUCCGCAAGCAGCACGGGUGUCUGCCUUAUGUUCAAGGAUUCUGGCAACUUGUGAGGCUCUAAUAGUGAGCUCAAUUGUCUUUGCGAGUCGGAAUGUUUUGGGUAAUGUUUUUAGCAAUGAGCCAGAUGUAUUGGAAUAUGUCACAAAAAUAGCUCCUCUGUUAGUUGUAUCUGUCUUUGUGGACUCCUUACAAGGGACCCUUACAGGGAUUGCCAGGGGAAGUGGAUGGCAGCACAUUGGGGCAUAUGUGAAUUUCGGAACUUAUUAUAUUGUUGGCAUUCCACUUGCUGCAAUAUUGGGUUUCUGGGUAGACAUGAGAGGAAUAGGCCUUUGGAUUGGAAUAACAACUGGUACACUUUGCCAAGUGAUCGUGCUAUUGAUCAUAAUAAGCUGUACGGAUUGGAUGAAGGAGGCAAGGCGGGCUAGGGAGAGGACAUUGCAAAGAGCUUUGGCAGAAGAACAAAGUGUUUUCGUGUGAGCAAUCGGAGUGUAGUACUUAUACUUGUUGGGCCAAUUAUCAACCUCUUUGUGCAAAGUGAGAGAUAUAUGGACAAUAAUAAAGAUUGGGGGGAUGCACCAAAAAUAAAAAAAUAAAGAUUUUUUGGGGGGGGGGGGGUUCAUGCUUUCAUACCAACGAUGCUUAAAAUGUCUCCAUCAAGCUGUAAGGUUGAAACUUGAAUCCAAGGCCCCAAGCACUAGUGUCAUUUGGGCAAUGCAGCUAGAUCUAUCAACAUCAAUUCGCAUUGGUUUUUUUCUUGAUCAAA
Neltuma alba is the source of this 2039-nucleotide messenger RNA. Its product is annotated as protein DETOXIFICATION 14-like. Gene Ontology annotation, cellular component: membrane. Bases 305 to 1753 code for a protein of 482 amino acids. The record is from RefSeq and is a predicted model, not a curated record. NCBI's taxonomy places the organism in Eukaryota, Viridiplantae, Streptophyta, Magnoliopsida, Fabales, Fabaceae. The transcript is spliced from 9 exons. Gene Ontology annotation, biological process: xenobiotic detoxification by transmembrane export across the plasma membrane. Gene Ontology annotation, molecular function: antiporter activity; xenobiotic transmembrane transporter activity.